Molecule: messenger RNA, 1545 nt
Organism: Suillus paluster
Lineage: Eukaryota; Fungi; Basidiomycota; Agaricomycetes; Boletales; Suillaceae
Product: peptidase C14, caspase domain-containing protein
Exons: 14
Coding region: 1-1140 (379 amino acids)
Biological process (GO): proteolysis
Molecular function (GO): cysteine-type endopeptidase activity
Source: RefSeq, a predicted model, not a curated record
AUGGCAAAUCCUACCAAUGCUGGAAAUAAGAAGGCCCUGCUCAUUGCAGUGAGAUCUGUGGAUAAAAAAGGCUUUCUGCCUUUGCACCACGCCCACGAGGACGCCGAAUCGCUCAAACGCCUCCUUAUCGAUGAGUUUAAUUACCCCGAAGCGAAUGUUGUCUUGAUGAAGCAUGACACGGAGGUCCUAAAGCAUCUCUGGCCAUCACGGAAAAACAUACUCGAGCAGAUCACGAAGAUGGUCACAGGUGCAUCCGCAAAUGACCAGUUCUUCUUCUAUUAUUCUGGUCAUGGAAAUCAAAUAACUUGCAAGCACCACACUGAAACAGACGGAAAGGAUGAAGUCAUAUACGCAUACACCGGCCGCUAUAUUGUCGAUAACAAACUAAGACAACUACUAGUAAAUCCUUUGCCUCGAGGGAGUAAACUUUUCGCCCUCUGGGACUCUUGCCACUCUGAGACGAUUUUGGACCUGGACCAUCACAAGUGCAAUAAGUUAUUUUCCGGGGAUGCUGUGAGAACUCAACGGAAGUCCUUCACAGGACGCUUCUUUCCGGAACCGGCAUCGAAACCUAGGUCGCUCCCACCCAGCAGCCAACGACAACCUCCACCACGUGGCCGCGCGGGAAAUCCAUCGCUGACUUUGAACAGUGUUUUCAUCCAACCUCAAUCUCCGACUCCCAGUUGGCUUCCACGCAUGUUCAUUAGCACCUCGCCUUCUGCUCUCCGCCGGGUUUUAUCCCCAGACUCUUGGUUUAAAUGCACGGGUGACUGUGAGAAGAUGAAACCAGAGGAGCAGAAAGAAGCCCAUGUAGUUUCAUUGUCUGCAUGUCGUGAUAAUGAAUAUGCGUAUGAUGACAAUGAGACCCAUGGCACUGUGACCAAGUUUUUUAUUGAAUGCGUAUCGCAAGAUCCCAAACCGUCGUUAUUCACCUUGCUCAAACAUAUCAAGGAUCAGGUGGAUCAAUUGAACGAGAAACGCCAGCUGCAGCUUAAGAUCGUCGACCGUCGCGCUACCGAUCUCGCUGAUAGGAUGAUCCAAGAGAAGAAAAAGCCAAUUUUCCGACGCAAUACGGAGGUAGUCGACUUAGAUGAGUAUAUGAGCUCUCAGGAAAGCUCGCUGCAAAACAGAAGUGCAUGAGUGGCAGCCUCAGAACCCAGGGGUAGAGUUUCUGUUUUUUUUCACUGUUCUCGUGUCUGACCAGCCCGACGACAGUACGCCAGCCAUCACCCAUUAGUAGGUCAUUUACUAUAACACUUUCGCUUCGUAAUUAACCUUUGACCCCCGGUAUGCAGGACAUGGAUCAGCUGGUGGAUACUAUCUUCUAAGUAUUUCUGUUUUCUUGAUUAAAUCGCUGCUUGUAUUGGUUCAUUCACUUGACAAUGUUUUGGACAGCCUGUUCAUACUAUUACUGAUUGAUUCAAGCCGAUAUAACAUGCACAUCAUACUGUAACAUGUACUGUAUGAUGCGCAAUGGCCCUACGGGCACCCCUGGACCCGGCAUUUACUUGUAAUUAUCCUCUCCACAGCAUUGACAUUUUCACU